AUGAAAUUACAUAGCGUUUCUCUAACUGCUAAUAUUCAAAAUAAGGAAGAAAAUGAUAAAAUAAGCUCAAUGCUUAAACUAUUUUGGGAAACAGAAGAAAUUCCAAAAUCGAAAGUUCUAUCAGAAGCAGAUCUCUACUGUGAAGAACUUUAUAAAAAGACAACAUAUCGCAGAAGUGAUGGUAGAUAUGUUGUAAAACUUCCUUUUAAACAAGAAUUUCCAGAAAACUUGUAUUUGCAAUCUUCCAGAUUCGCAGCAAAAAGUCAAUAUAUUCAUCUAGAGGCAAAAUUACAAAAACAAAUAGAUCUUCAACAGAUUUAUAAUGAUGUUUUAGAAGAAUAUAUAACAUUGGGUCAUAUGAGGAAAACAAAUUCUUCCGAAAUUUGUAAAGAUGGAAAGUAUUUUUCAUAUUAUUUACCACAUCAUGCUGUAUUUAGACCGGAAAGCACUUCUACAAAAGUUAGAGUAGUCUUUAAUGGUUCUCGCAAAACGAAAAGCUCAUUUUCGUUGAAUGAUGUAUUGCAUAUUGGUCCAACGUUGCAAUCUGACUUAAUGUCAGUUAUUUUAAAUUGGCGUAUAUAUAGAUACGUUUUCAAUGGAGAUAUCGAAAAAAUGUAUCGCCAAAUAUUAGUAACGGAAGCAGAUUGUCCGUUUCAGAGAAUUUUGUAUAGAACAAAAACUUCAAGCAAUAUUGAAGAUUACGAGCUGUUAACAGUCACUUUCGGAGUGAAUUGUGCACCGUAUUUAGCCAUACGAACGUUGCUGCAGUUAGCAACAGAUGUAGAGAGACAGUCUCCUUUGUCAUCUCACAUAUUAAGACAUGAAACAUAUGUCGAUGAUAUUUUAGCUGGUGGACAUACUUUGGCUUCAGCCCUAGAAGCGCAAAGUCAAUUAAUAAAGUCUUUAAAAUCAGCUGGAUUUCCACUUAAAAAAAUUACGCAAAAAGAACAAUUUAACGACCGCCCAUUAUUGUUCAAGCAAAGACCGCCCAUUAUUGUUCAAGCAAAGAUCCUUCUACAGGAAUUGUGGCAAGAUGGGGUCGAAUGGGAUGAAGAUGUGAAACCUCAGACUCUUUCAAGGUGGAACAUUUUCUUAGAAGAUUUUAUACACAUAAGAUCCAUUCAAAUCCCCAGAUGGAUCCAUUUCCAUCCAGAUAGCAAAAUCCAGAUCCAUGGUUUCUGUGAUGCAUCUGAACAGGCCUAUUGUGCAACAAUAUACAUUCGAGUGGAAGAUUUGUCUGGCAGACAUUCUAAUCUGCUAGUAGCGAAAAGCAAAGUUGCGCCGUUGCAACGUGUAAGUCUUCCUCGGUUAGAGUUAUGUGGGGCAUUACUGCUCUCGAAACUAAUUAAACAAACUCUAACUAACAAUUCAUUUAAAAGUGCUCAACUUUUCCUGUGGUCAGAUUCCACUAUAGUAUUAGCAUGGUUACAAAAGCAUCCAUCAGUUUGGAAAACAUAUGUUGGCAAUAGAACAUCUCAAAUUAUUGAAAAUGUUGGUAAUGCUAAGUGGAACCACGUUUUAACCCAUGAAAAUCCAGCAGAUCUUGGAACACGAGGUUGUAAACCACAAGAUCUUAAAGAAAAUCCUUUAUGGUGGUAUGGACCAAUGUGGCUACUUGACUCCCAAGACAAUUGGCCUAAAUCUAACCCACCUGCCAUAGCUCUUAUGGAACAAAGGAAAGUUGAAGUUCACUGUUCCGUUACAGAUGAACUCAAUAUAAUACAAAGAUUUUCUUCAUAUCGGCGAGCCCUCGCCGUAAUAGCAUAUAUUUAUAGGUUCAUACGUUCUACUAAUAAAAGAUUACAGAAAACUAAGUUUGAAAGUUUAACGCUCUCUCACGAAGAGCUUAAUAACGCAAAAAUUGUAUAUAUAGACUAA
Messenger RNA from Lucilia cuprina (Australian sheep blowfly), 1878 nucleotides. RefSeq lists its product as uncharacterized. NCBI's taxonomy places the organism in Eukaryota, Metazoa, Arthropoda, Insecta, Diptera, Calliphoridae. The record is from RefSeq and is a predicted model, not a curated record. The transcript has 2 exons. The coding region runs from base 1 to 1878 and encodes 625 amino acids.